Penicillium digitatum Pd1 is the source of this 183-nucleotide messenger RNA. The record is from RefSeq and is a predicted model, not a curated record. Lineage: Eukaryota; Fungi; Ascomycota; Eurotiomycetes; Eurotiales; Aspergillaceae.
AUGGCCAGGACAAAAGCCUGGCGGGAGACUCCACGUCUCCAAUGGGUUUCUCAAGCUUAUCAAGAUCACGCACACCAACCUGCGAUUCUCAUGACACUCAAAGAGACCAACUCGGAAGCCUUGCCAGCUCAUCUUCCACAAAUCGCCAUUCAGGUUUACCGUCCCCAUAGAAUUGGGCUCUGA